Molecule: messenger RNA, 2001 nt
Organism: Salvia miltiorrhiza (redroot sage)
Lineage: Eukaryota; Viridiplantae; Streptophyta; Magnoliopsida; Lamiales; Lamiaceae
Product: protein ROOT PRIMORDIUM DEFECTIVE 1
Exons: 1
Coding region: 159-1421 (420 amino acids)
Molecular function (GO): RNA binding
Source: RefSeq, a predicted model, not a curated record
GCAAUUUCAAAAGGGCACACUACUCGUGUAGUAUAGCUUGGCUUCACAUUGGAUUUUUGAAAUGACAUCAUAGCCCCCACAAUUACUACGAAUUUCCAACCGCUCCCAAAACCCCAUCAGAAACCCUAAUCCCCAAAUCAGAAGCCCUAAUCCCUAAAAUGCGAUUCCUGAUUUCGCUCACUGCAAAGCUGCUCCUCUCCAAGACGACGGCUCGAUGGAUGUCGCAGUCGACCUCCAUCCCCAGAAAACAAGUGCGAGUUCGCGACCACGGCUUCGAUGACUAUAUGGAGAUCCAGAAGAAAGUGCGGAAAGUCCUCAAAUUCCAAGACCUCAUUCUCACCCAGCCCAACAACAUGAUCUCGGUCUCGCGCCUGGACAGCAUCUCCCGCCGAAUCGGAUUCAAGCAGUUCGAAUCGGGGCGGUUCGUGCUCAAAUUCCCCGCCGUCUUCGAGGUGUUCGAGCACCCGGUUCAGCGGAUCCUGUACUGCCGGCUGACCCGGAAAGCCGUGGCGCAGAUGGAGCAGGAAAAGGCAGCCCUCCAGCGCCAGAUAUCGGAUGCAGUGACCCGGAUAAGGAAGCUGCUGAUGCUGUCGAAAACCGGUCGGGUCAGGCUGGAGCACAUCCGCAUUGCGCGCAAGGAGUUCGGGCUGCCCGAUGAUUUCGAAUACUCGGUGAUUCUGAAGCACCCACAGUUUUUCCGGUUGUUCGAUGCUGACGAGACGAGGAAUAAGUACAUUGAGAUGGUGGAGAGGGAUUGCAGUCUAGGUGUUUGUGAAAUUGAGCGAGUGAGGGAGAGGGAGUAUCGAGAGAGGGGCGUGGACGCAGAGGAUAUCCGGUUCUCGUUCAUAGUGAAUUUCCCGCCGGGGUUCAAAAUUGGCAAGUAUUACAAGAUUGCGAUGUGGAAAUGGCAGAGGCUGCCGUAUUGGUCUCCGUACGAGGAUGUGUCGGGGUAUGAUCUGAGGUCUUUGGAGGCGCAGCAGAGGAUGGAGAAGAGGGCGGUGGCCAUGAUCCACGAGCUGCUGUCGUUGACGGUGGAGAAGAAGAUGACGUUGGAGAGGAUAGCCCAUUUUAGGAUGACAAUGGACUUGCCAAAGAAGCUCAAGGAGUUCGUGCUGCAGCAGCAGGGGAUCUUCUACCUGUCGACAAGAGGGAAUCACGGGAAGCUGCACACGGUGUUUCUGAAGGAGGCGUAUAGGAAAGGGGAGCUGGUGGAGCCGAAUGAGCUGUAUCUGGCGAGGAGGAAGCUGGCAGAACUGGUGCUCAUCAGUCCGAGGAAGGCCCGUCUGGGUCCGGAGUUGGCUAGUUAUCGGAGGGACGGACUGGAUGAUCACACCAAGAGUGUGGGGAGAGAGGAAGCUGAGUUUGAUGAUCUGGUGGCUGCUUACUCAGAUGAGGAUGACGAAUCCUGCACAUCAGACUGACUAGAAUGGAAACUUUGAUGCUGAAACGCUUCAUUGCAUAGGCUUGGAAAAAGAGAGAUUUGUAUUUUGGCCUCUCUGUUCCACAUUCUACAAAUCUUGAGACGAGAAUGGAAACAUAACUGCAGUGAGUGAGCAAUCAAGUACAACAUUUGAAUGAGAAAGAUGGUUCAUAAAAGGUCGUGACUAAGCAAUGAGUAUUCCUCAUAAUUCACAGUCACUCAAUCCUUUGUUGGUUGAUGAGCCAAUUGUGAUUUUAGAAAUGGGGCUUGGGGCAGGCAGCAAUGUAGUAGCAAUGGUAUACUACCCUCUCCAUCCCACCCAAAAAUAGUACCUAGUCCUUAUCUUUUCUACACAUUUAUUACACCUUAUUUUUAAUCUCGGUGUCCAAAGCAAAUGUGUCAAAAUUAGUGGGACUGAGAGAGUACUUACUAGUUACUAGUGCUUUAAUUUUUCUUAGUUCUUAAUUAUUACUCUAUUUUAAUUUAAGGGGGGUGUAUUCGUUGUGGAUUUCCACAGACUUUAAAAAGUCCAUGAAAUUUAAAUUCCAUGGAAUUCACAUAGAUUCCAGACGACUUUCAAA